Molecule: messenger RNA, 4893 nt
Organism: Photinus pyralis (common eastern firefly)
Lineage: Eukaryota; Metazoa; Arthropoda; Insecta; Coleoptera; Lampyridae
Source: RefSeq, a predicted model, not a curated record
UACACGGUAAAAAACCUUUUCUUGAUAUAAAAUUUUGUAUUGCUUUAAUUUCGUUUCUUUAAUUUGACCAUAAUAACAUUUAAUUCAAAGAUUAUUUUUUAUUUUAAGAGAUCUAGUUUAUUUAACAGUAAAGUAUUAUUUCUUUAGUUAAAUUUUUUUAAUGUAAAGCAAUAUCGUAAAAGUAAACAUACAUGUCGUUAGUUGAAAUGUAGGAAAAAUUUAAAGAGAACCUUUUUGAAUGAUAACGUCAAAAUAAUCCUAUGUUCGGCUUGAAGCUUUUAUUUGUGGAAAAAUAAUAGUGGAUUUGUUUUAAAGAUACAUUAUGUUUAAUCCGAAAGGGAGAGUCUAAAACUAAAGAAACACUCGUUUUCUUUGUUCAUUAUUUGGCUACAUUUAAAUGUAUUAAAUACUUAAGACAAGCAUUUCUUUAUUUGAACUUAUGCUUAUAUUUUUCAUUUAAUGCGUGCUUCUUUAUAAGCAGAAUAUUAAACGUGCAAAUUGCAGUUGCAAACCCACUGAAUAUACAGGAAUACGCCAUAACUGUCCAGUGUCUUGUCAUGUUCGUAUAGCGGUAUCAGUUCAGUAUAUCCCGUGAAUUUGCAGUUUUUAGUUUCUUUAAUAGUGCUACUGGAUGAAGUGAAAAUGUAUGCUGAUGUUGAAAGUUUACUCGAGGAUUGGGGACUGCCUCAAUUAAUUGAAACCUUUAAAAACAACGACAUAGAUCUCUCAAACUUCUUUUUAUUAGAAGAAUCUUUAAUAAAGGAACUUAUUCCCAGCAUUGGGAUCAGGGCAAAGUUUUUAUCUCUAUUUAAAAGAGCAAAAGAACUGGAGAAUUCUAGUAUUGUAGUCCACGAAGUAGUCCAGGCGGUUGACGACGAAACAUCAAAUCUUAUCCAGGCGAACAUGGAGUUUGAGUCAAACUCAGAAAAUAGGGAGAGAAACGAGCAAUACUUUAUCAUACCCCAACAACAUCGGCCGGCUGCUGAAAUCGGACUCGAAAACAUGCUUAAAAAAAUUCAACUACCGGAAUUUGAUCUAAAAACUCUUUUAUGUACCAGCGUAUUUGGAUCAGAAAUUUUGGAAUAUUACAAUAAAAAUAAAUUUUUGGAUAUGAAACGGAGAAACAAAUUAACAGAAAUAAUUAUUAAGCACGUUUUUGAUUAUGUUGCAAAAUAUCGACUAACACCAGAGGAUUACAAUGUCCUAGCAUCAAAAAUAAUAACGCUUUUCCCAAAGGAAACUGCUAGUACUUACUAUGUUCCAGCCAUUCGCAAGAGAGACUCUAUAACUCGCAAACCUAUACUGGCACGCGGUAAAUUGGUAGACAAAUGUCGAAACCUUUUACAUGACUGUGGACCGAGUGUCAUUAUUAGGAAAAGGAAAAGUAGUUAUUUGGAUGAAGAUGACAGUUAUGGUCACACUAAAGAAAGGCAAAUAGUGUUAGAAAGUGAUGAGCUAAAAAAUGAUAUGAUAUGGCUGCAAAAUAGGCAUGAGCCCUGGGAUGAAGUUCUGACAAAGUGGAAGAAUACGUACGGGCUUCGGAAAUUAUCGACUGCAGCGACUGUCAGAGAGUUCUUUGAAGAAUGGCCAAUUUUAAAAAAAGACAAUUCAGAGGUUUUGAUUAACUUGGAUUUUGAAAGAGAGUAUCCACAAUCAACUCUGAAGCUCAUUUUGGACUGGGAGAGCGCGUUUCAAAAAAUUUUUGAAUAUAAAAGUCUUACAAUAAAAGAUAAAUUUUGUGAGGAACUAAUUACACUUUUAAACAGCGAGGGCAUUACGGAAGAUAGUACAUUUGCCGCACAAAUCAGUAUAUUAGCGUAUUUAGUACCUCCUAAAGGCAAAAUUAAUUUGGGUAGCAAGAAUUUGUGGAAAUUUUCAUCUGCAGAAGCAGUCAAUUCUAUUAUAUGCCAUGCUAAGAUUCCCGGUGACGUAGAUGAGAUUAUCAGGAAAAACAAGGAAACCGCGGCCAUUAAAAAACAGACCGUCCAACCUUACAUGAUAGUGGAAGGGCCUUCAUUAAAACAACUUAACAAUUUUUAUAUAGUUGUGGACGAAUUAAGGUACCAGACAAAAUCUGCGAAACAAGCCUUUGAUAAUGUUUUCAAAUUAUUUUUUGUAACAAACGCGAAAUAUCCUGCCCCCGCAGAACAUAUUUACCUAAUUAUUCAGAAGGGCAUUUAUCAUAUAAAUACUCGUCAAGAUAAUAUCAUUCCAUAUAUUAUGGACAUACUGGAACUUUUAAAAAAAGAUUAACUCUGUGUCGAUAGCACAAGAUCUCUUAAAUACUAUUGUUACUUACUUGGUGCCAUAUUAUUUAUUAAUUAGGUCUACAAGAGAAAUACUUGAGUUUAAGAAUAUUGUAACUUGUUUUUUAUUUAGCAAUUACUACUUACAGAAUUUUUUUUUCAAAUUUAACGUUUUGUUUACAUAAUACAAAGUUUAUAUAUAAAAUUGUAAAAUGAAGUGUGGAGAGUGCCGACGUACUUUUGUUAAUCCAAAAAAAUUUGCAUUGCAUCUAGAAAUCUUUCACCAAAAGACUAAUUUUAUGUGUCCAGAAAAAAAUUGUAGGCGAUUAUUUUCAAGAAGGGAUGCAUUCGUUAAACAUUUAACAUCAAAACAUAUUAAUAAAUUUCCUUCAACUUCAUCAGUAAAGCCCCAUGUUCGUGACACUCAUACAAUACCUACUGCAUCGGUAUUACCUCAGAAUGCACAAGCUGCACAUCAAGAUAACUUUAAUAACAUUGAAGAUGAACGCACAGUAAGUUCUGAUAGUCUAGACACACUUGUAUCAAAAUUUUGUAGUUUAAUAGAUUCUGAAAUAAGAAAAUUCAUUUCACAGCUUUAUGACAAACUAACAAUAACAAAAAGUUGCAUUCAAAAUAUUAUUCAAUUUGUAAAUGCGUUUUUAUCAUCGGGUGUUUUAGACCUGUUACAAAAAUGUUGUGAGGUAGCUAAUGGAAACACUUUACCGUCACAAAUUUCAAAUAUGUUUAAAUUAUUAAAAAAUCCAUUUCUCCAUUUAGACACAGAACACAAAAGAUUUAAAUACUUUCUUCAAAGUAAUUACUUAAUAGAACCUUUUGAACAAGUACUUGGGCUCAGCGGUACUCGAUCUGCGAAAAAAGAUAUAGUUUCAUUGGUCUUAAAAGAUCGCAGUUUUUGUUACAUACCGUUAAAAAAAACACUUAAACUUUUUUUGGAACUCCCCAAAGUCUUUGACGAAAUUGUUACAUAUCAAGGCAACAUUUGUAAACGUAGUGCUUAUUGUAAUAUACUCAAUGGUUCUUUGCACAAAGAUUUUUUCAAUAAUGUAGACAAUAAGAUAGUCUUACCUUUGAUACUCUACUACGAUGACUUUGAGACCUCAAAUCCUUUAGGAAGUCACGCCGGUGUUCAUAAAUUGGGAGUUAUAUAUUGUUCCGUUGCUACUACACCUCCACAGUAUUCUAGCCGGUUAGAAAACAUAUUUUUAACAAUGAUAUUUUACAGUACAGACAGAUUCCAUUAUGGUAAUAAAGCAUUAUUUACUACAUUAGUACACGAAGUAAAUUACUUAGCAACUGAAGGUAUAAACUUAAGUCUUGAAGAUAGAGAAUACAAGGUUUUCUUUAAAUUGGUAGCGGUUGUAGGUGAUAAUUUAGGCAUGAAUUCAAUUUUUGGUUUUGUUGAAAGCUUCACUGCACACUACUAUUGCAGAAUUUGUUAUUGUAAGAAAAAUGUGGCACAAACCCAAACGGUUGAAGAUAAAAAUUUUUUGAGAAAUAAAAUAGAAUAUUUAAAUCACGUGGAUGGUCUUCAUUUUGGUCUAAAAGAAAAAUGCAUUUUUAACGAUGUUCACGAUUUUCAUGUUUAUAGUCAUAGUGUAUGUGAUAUAAUGCACGAUUUGUUUGAAGGUGUACAUAGAUAUACUAUGGCAAAAAUUAUAAAUACUUUAGUUUCUCAAAAUUUCUUUACCUUAACUCUACUGAACUCUAGAAUAAGAUAUUUCACUUACGAUACUUCUGACAAAAACAUUCCGCCCCCUAUCAAAGAUGAACAUUUGAAGAAUGGCUGCAUUAUCAAUUCGUCAUCUGAAAUGUUGUGCUUGGUUAAACAUUUUAGACUAAUUGUUGGUGAUUUGGUGCCAGUUAAUAAUGACAUUUGGUCGUUAUACUUGAUGCUUUUAGAAAUAACAGAAAUUCUUCUUUUGCCGGAAAUUAAUGACGAGUGCAUUGCUUUGUUGGAAUUGUUAAUUAAAGAACACCACUCCUUAUACAUGAGUCUGUUUUCUGAAACUUUAAAACCAAAAUUUCACAUGUUAACACAUUAUCCAGGUCUUAUUAGAAAAAUGGGACCCCUUGUGCAUCUGAGUUGUAUGAGAUUUGAAGCUAAGCACAAAGAACUAAAAUCAGUUUCAAAUAUUAUAAAAUGUAAAAAAAACUUACCUUACUCGCUAAGCUUAAGGCUGCAACUAAAAUUUUGCUAUAGAAUUAUGGCACAAAAUAACUUACUAGAUGAUUUAGAUUAUGGGCCUUUGUUGGAAAUAUCCAACAAUGACAUAGAUUGCCAAUUUAUCGUAAAUUCAAACUAUUUUUUAGUACCGUGGCUGACAUUUAACGGAAUUUCAUACAAACAAAGUUCAGUCAUUUUGAUAGAUAGCUAUGAAGAUUUUCCACAAUUUGGAUUAAUAAAACAUAUUUUAAUUGACGAAUUUAAUAACUUUUCUUUUUACUGUAAUUGCUUAAAAACCGGCAGCUUCCACGAACAUCUUAGGGCUUAUGAAGUCGAAGUUUUAGAUAAAUUUGAAUUAAUAACUUUUAAUGAAUUAAAGAAUGUAGAUACGUCUGCACUCCACACUGAUACACAUGGAAAAAUGUACGUUUAUUUUAUGUAAAAUAAAUCAUCUAAUUUGGG